Batrachochytrium dendrobatidis JAM81 is the source of this 2991-nucleotide messenger RNA. RefSeq lists its product as uncharacterized. The transcript has 20 exons. Gene Ontology annotation, molecular function: DNA binding; DNA helicase activity; DNA polymerase binding. Lineage: Eukaryota; Fungi; Chytridiomycota; Chytridiomycetes; Rhizophydiales. The coding region runs from base 1 to 2991 and encodes 996 amino acids. Gene Ontology annotation, biological process: negative regulation of DNA recombination; negative regulation of t-circle formation; regulation of double-strand break repair via homologous recombination. The record is from RefSeq and is a predicted model, not a curated record. Gene Ontology annotation, cellular component: nucleus.
AUGGAUUCUCCUGUCGAGAAUACAGCCCAGUUUUUCGAAACAAAGUUCGUUACUACUGAAAUCAACCGAAUCGCAGUACAGUUUCCAUUUCAGCCGUAUCCACAGCAGAAUGCAUUGAUGACUACUAUCAUCAACGCUCUUCAAAAGUCCGAAAAUGCACUCGUCGAAUCACCUACUGGGACUGGUAAAACCUUGUGUCUUUUGUGCUCCACUUUGGCCUGGAGAUCCACAUAUAUGCUUUGGCGAAAAGAAGCUAUGCGCUCUGAGACUGAAAGAGACACGCUUGUUCUUGAUCAGUUGAGUAUGCAAGCCUUCGGAUCUAUGCAUUCAGACGAUCGUCCUAUUGGUAAACCACCCCAAAUAUUCUUUGCAUCUAGAACUCAUUCCCAGCUGUCCCAAGCAAUUUCAGAGCUUCGCAAUACUGCAUAUAGAAAUGCUGUAUGCACUGUCGUUGGAAGUCGAGAUCAAAUGUGUAUCAACCCCGCUGUUGCACAAGUAAAGAACACGCUUCGCGCUAGUCUAUGUAAAUCAAUGGUUCAGAAACAAACAUGUUCGUAUCACGCAGAAUCUGAAGGAUUGCAUAAUCACGCUGCUGCAACAGCACUCAUCAUGGAUAUAGAAGAUCUAGUUGUAUUUGGUCGAGAACGAAAAGCAUGUCCAUAUUAUAUGUCCAAAGCAAUUCAGCCUCGCGCAGAUAUUAUUUUUCUCCCUUAUAAUUAUCUUGUAGAUAGAAACUCGCGCAAUUCGCAAAAUUUCUCUCUCGAAAAUUCCAUUAUUAUAUUUGAUGAAGCCUUGCUUUUAAAUCUGAAAAUAAACAUUCAGAAGCUUCUGAGCACUCCAAGAGUUUCCAGCAAAGAGCUAGAAGGAAGUUAUAUUUUAAAACUUUUUGGCCCAGUUGAGCUUGACGGCGUUGUUCAAAAUUUCAAUUCAAAAGUUGUUGAUACUUGUUUGGGCAUAUUAACAUAUGAUCAAAUCUUUGUAAAAAAAAGGCAACAUCCUUCGCUAUUGACAUUCAAAAGUGCACUUCGGAUCGCGGUUCAAGCGGCCAAUGAAGAUCAUUCGGCUCUUUCUCACUACAUGAUUUACAUUCAGUACACUAGUACUAAAUCUGACAGUAAAUCUGCUACACACUAUGGUUUUAUUCCUGAUAAAAAUAAUCAAGACAUUCUAUUGAGCUUCUGGUGCUUUAAUUCUGGUGUAGCUAUGCAGGAACUAAAGCGAAUGAAAGUUCGAUCGAUAGUUGUAGCUUCUGGUACCCUUAGUCCGCUAGAUGGAUUUUCAGAUGAAAUGGGAAUCCCAUUUCCACAUCGAUUAGAAAACACACACGUUAUUGAUCAAUCUCAGGUAUAUAUUAGCGUUGUGACUAAAGGUUCACAAAACAUUCCAAUAUCAACUGCCUACAAAUCGCGUGAAACCAACAACAGUACCAAAGAAUUUGGAAAUGCCAUUAUUGAAUUUGCCAAAAUUGUUCCGGAUGGCAUGCUUGUUUUCUUUACCUCCUAUUCAAUCAUGAAUACAUGCAUUAGUGUAUGGAAACAGCCUUCAAAUGAUUUGAUCUCCAAAUCAAUAUGGGAGUCCAUUUCAGAAUUGAAAUACCCAAUAAUGGAAUCACGAAAUCAACAAGAAUUUGUUUUAGCGAUGAAGAGCUUUGAAGAGCGAAUUGAUCAAAAGAAGUGGCCACCGCCAAUUUUUUUUGCAAUCUGCCGUGGAAGAGUGAGCGAAGGUAUUGAUUUUAGUGACCGUAAAGGUCGAGCUGUAGUAAUAUAUGGUAUUCCUUAUCCUACGUAUAAGGAUCCAAAUGUCAUGCUGAAACAAAAAUAUUUGGAUUCGGCUGCUGCAAAAUCACAGGGAAGAAUAAGGGGUAAAGAAUGGUAUCUUCAACAAGCAUGUCGAUCCGUCAAUCAAGCAAUUGGCCGUGUUAUUCGGCAUAAGAAUGACUUUGGAGCAAUCCUACUUUGUGAUGAACGAUUUCAAGAGACAAAAACUAUUAGAAAUUUGCCCCAUUGGCUUCGCUCCAGCAUCAAUAUUCCAGCAAGUUACUCAACUUUUUCUAUUGUGUAUGCUUACAUAUGUGUGCUUGUAACACUACAGAAAACAUUCGAGGGCACACGGAAUCAAUUAAUAGAAUUUUUUAAAGGAGCCACAAAUAGGGAAUUAAUGGGCAAUAAUAGAAAUAAUACCAGCCUCAGCCAUCAAAUAUUAUGCAACUCAUCUCUAGUUGCAGAUCCGUUAUCUCGACCUGUGGCCAUCACACACAAGAUUCUUCCAAUCACAUCAAUCAAUUGUGGAAAAGCUGCACCAUUUAUUCACACCACACAACAAAAAAUUCCAUAUUAUGCUUUAAAAUUAGAGCACGAUCCUUUGCGAGAUGCUUCGCGAUUUGGUUCUGCUAGUUCUCAAAAAUAUGUAAAGCGAACUUACCAGCAUAUCCACGACCCACUUUCAAAUCCAUCGCGACUCCAACCAGUUCAAUCAAAGCCAAGCCUUGACUGCGCCGUCGAGCAACGUUUGGAAACUACAAAAUAUUCAUCCAAUCAUACUUUGCAUUGCAAUGCAAUCGUACCUUCAGAUUCUACGAAUAACCUGACACCAUUCCCCAUCGUGUCUCGGCCAGUUUAUUCUGCUCAACAUAUUUUACAAGCUGAAAAUAUCAGUACUCCAGUCACUCUUGACAAGCCUUUGUUACCGCCAAAAAAUGUACUUUCCGUAAACGAUCCUAGACAGUUUAUGGAAAAGGUGGCAAGAAUUGCACCCACAAGUAUAAACAAAAAGUUUAAGCGUUUGCUCUACGACUACAGCAAACGCACCAUUAAAAUUCAAAGUCUGAUUUCUGCGUCACUUGAUACUUUUAUAGACGAGUUGAACCAGUACGUUUCGUUGGAAGAAUGCCUUGAAUUAGCAAAAGAGUUUCGUUUAUUUAUUGGUAGUCGGCAUCAUAGUCUGUAUGAUACCGCACUGUGUCUUAAGAUCUCUCAAAAAACACCCACCUAG